This is a messenger RNA of Amphiprion ocellaris (clown anemonefish), 11594 nucleotides long. RefSeq names its product calcium channel, voltage-dependent, N type, alpha 1B subunit, b (gene cacna1bb). The transcript has 53 exons. Gene Ontology annotation, cellular component: voltage-gated calcium channel complex; membrane; neuronal cell body. The record is from RefSeq and is a predicted model, not a curated record. Bases 88 to 7707 code for a protein of 2539 amino acids. Gene Ontology annotation, molecular function: high voltage-gated calcium channel activity. Gene Ontology annotation, biological process: calcium ion import across plasma membrane; chemical synaptic transmission. Lineage: Eukaryota; Metazoa; Chordata; Actinopteri; Pomacentridae.
AGGUUCCUCCAGUCAGUCUGCAGACCUACGUGAAGAGUGUGAGGGUCCGAACGUUGCUUUUCUCUACUGUUCACCUGGAGAUCAGUCAUGAAGAGGUCAGUCCCUUACAACUCCAGAUGGGCAGAGAGGCGAUCUACGGUGGUUUAUGCGGUGCGCUCGGCCACCUUCGGCUCAUGGAGGAUGCUCACUCUGGGGGCGGAGUACGAGGACACCUGGGCACGGUCACCUGACCGGAGGCCCCGCACCGUGAAGCGGAUCGAGGAAGAGCCGAGGCCCGUAGAGGAGGAGGAAACCACCGCCGGAGAACCGGAGGAGCCGUCGUGGAGGACCGCUGGUGCCGACACCGGGCUGAAGUAUGACACCGUUUUACACCUGGAUGGAGUCAGCAGAGCCUGGAGGAGGGAUGGAAUCCGACAGGCUGUAAGGAACCAUGACAGCCUGAACAACACCAUAGGAACCUACAGAAUGGCUCGCUUCGCAGAAGAUCUACCCACCCGCUAUGGAGGAGGAGGAGGCGGUGGAGGAGGCGCAGGCGGCGGAGGUGGAGGGAGAGGCGGACCGGGCGCUGGGAGAGGGGGCGCCCGGGGUGGCGGCGGCGGCGGCCCCGGCGGCGCUCCGGGCGGCCAGAGGAUGUACAAGCAGUCGAUGGCCCAGAGAGCCCGGACCAUGGCCAUCUACAACCCGAACCCCGUCAAACAGAACUGCUUCACCGUCAACCGCUCCCUGUUCAUCUUCCGAGAGGACAACCUGAUCAGGAAGUACGCAAAGCGAAUCACAGAGUGGCCUCCAUUCGAGUACAUGAUCCUCGCUACAAUUAUCGCCAACUGCAUCGUCUUGGCCCUGGAGCAGCAUCUCCCCGCCAGCGACAAGACGCCCAUGUCAGAGCGCCUGGACGACACAGAGCCCUACUUUAUUGGAAUAUUCUGUUUCGAGGCUGCCAUUAAGAUCAUCGCCCUGGGCUUUGCGUUUCACAAAGGCUCCUACCUCCGCAACGGCUGGAAUGUAAUGGACUUCGUGGUCGUCCUGACGGGGAUCUUGGCCACGGUGGGUUCCGACUUUGACCUGAGGACGCUGCGAGCUGUUCGAGUGCUGAGACCCCUGAAGCUGGUGUCAGGAAUCCCCAGUCUCCAAGUGGUGUUGAAGUCCAUCAUGAAGGCCAUGGUUCCUCUGCUGCAGAUCGGCCUGCUGCUCUUCUUCGCCAUCGUCAUGUUCGCCAUCAUCGGCGUGGAGUUCUACAUGGGGAAGUUCCACACCACCUGCUUCAAGAUCGACACCGGUGAGAGAGCAGCCGACUGGCCCUGUGGUCUCGAGCCUCCAGCCAGAAUUUGUCCGAACGGGACCCAGUGCCGAGAAUACUGGACCGGACCCAACUUUGGUAUCACCAACUUCGACAAUAUCCUGUUUGCAGUGUUGACGGUAUUCCAGUGCAUCACCAUGGAGGGCUGGGUGGACAUCCUCUACAGCACCAAUGAUGUGGUGGGAAACACCUGGAACUGGCUCUACUUCAUCCCACUCAUCAUCAUCGGAUCCUUUUUUAUGCUCAACCUGGUGCUCGGUGUCCUUUCAGGGGAGUUUGCCAAAGAGCGUGAGCGUGUGGAGAAGAGGCAGGAGUUCCUGAAGCUUCGCAGGCAGCAGCAGAUUGAGAGGGAGCUCACCGGAUACUUGGAGUGGAUCUGCAAAGCAGAGGAGGUGUUGCUGGAGGAAGAGGAUGAGAUUGCAGAGGAGAAAUCCCCGCUGGACGGUGCGUGGUACAAGAGGAAACAAAACCUUCCAGUCCUAAAGCGAGGCAAAGUGAAAAAGGGCAAAAACGACCUGAUCGGUGCAGAAGAAGGAGAAGAUCCGUUCGCUGACAUCUCCUCUGUCGCUCCUCCCGGCUCCCCGUUUGGCCGGGCCAGCGUGAAGAGCGGUAAACUGGACAGCUCGUCUUACUUCCGCCGCAAAGAGAAGAGGAUUCGCUUCUUCAUCCGCCGGAUGGUGAAAGCUCAGAGCUUCUACUGGAUCGUUCUGUGUCUGGUGGGACUCAACACUCUGUGUGUCGCCAUCGUCCACUACGACCAACCCGAGUGGCUCACCAGGGCUCUCUACACGGCAGAGUUUGUGUUUCUGGGUUUGUUUCUGACCGAGAUGACGCUGAAGAUGUACGGACUCGGAGCCAGAAACUACUUCCACUCCUCCUUCAACUGCUUCGACUUUGGGGUGAUCGUCGGGAGUAUUUUCGAGGUGAUCUGGGACAUGAUCAAACCAGGAGCAUCCUUUGGUAUCAGCGUGUUGAGAGCUUUGAGGCUGCUCAGGAUUUUCAAAGUCACCAAAUACUGGAACUCACUGAGGAACCUCGUGGUUUCCCUCCUCAACUCCAUGAAGUCCAUCAUCAGCUUGCUCUUCCUCCUCUUCCUCUUCAUCGUGGUGUUUGCCCUGCUGGGGAUGCAGCUGUUUGGAGGACAUUUCAAGACCACGGAUUCAGGUUUUGGCAGGUUUAACUUUGAAGACGAGACUCCUACGACGAACUUCGACACCUUCCCGGCAGCCAUCCUCACCGUGUUCCAGAUUCUGACCGGUGAGGACUGGAACGCCGUCAUGUACCACGGCAUCGAGUCUCAGGGAGGCGUUCGUCGCGGCAUGUUCUCCUCCAUCUACUUCAUCGUCCUCACGCUCUUUGGAAACUAUACCCUCCUGAAUGUCUUCUUGGCUAUCGCUGUCGACAACCUGGCGAAUGCACAGGAGCUGACUAAGGACGAAGAGGAGCAGGAGGAGGCAGCCAAUAAGAAACUGGCCCUGCAGAAAGCUCUGGAGGUGAAGGAAGUGAGUCCGAUGUCUGCAGCCAACAUCUCCAUCGCUGCUUUUGUAAAGCAAAAUCGAGAUGCACUCUCUCGCAGGUCGUCCGUCAGCAGCAUUCAGUCACCGAGUUAUUCUGUCUACUCCUCACCUGCCCGACGUAUCUUGAGCAAAGAGCAGCAGCGUUCGGCUAAAACCAUGUCGGUGUGGGAGCAGAGGACCAACCAGCUGAGGAGGCACAACAUGAGGGCGAGCAGCGAGGCCCUGUUCAACGAGCUGGACCCCGAGGAACGUCUCCGGAUGUCCACCGCCCUCCACCUGCACCCCGACAUGAAGACCCACUUGGACCGGCCGCUCAUGGUGGAGGCCCGGAACGGGGACAAGCCCAGCUGGCACCCAGCAGAGGGAGGGCGGGAGGAGGCUGGAGAAGGGCCAGGAGACAAUGGCCAUCCCAGGAAGCAUCACCGGCACUGCGAGAGGAACGGGGACGGAGGCGAGGGUCGAGGCGGGAGGCACCACACCCAUCACAGCAGAGGCGACGGCCAUCAGACGAAGGAGAGGAGAGGGGAGAGGAGCCAGAGUCGAAAUGGAGGCCAGGGACACCGACACCACCAGGCCGGAUCUCCUGACGAGGAGGCCGGGGAUGAACGAGGGCAUCGGCACCAUCACUCCCAUCGUCCACCCAAAGAAGGGAAUGGGAUGUUGGCUAAUGGAGCCCAGGCAGAACGGAGGGGGAGAGGGGGAGGCGAAGGGGAGAGUAAUGGAGAGAGGAAGGCUCGGUGCUCUCGGAUGUCCAGAGCUCAGUCGACUCUGGGCGACGACUGCAAGAGGAGCAAGAAUGGAAGCAAAGGUUACAGGGAGAGGCAGCUGGACGCCGAGGAGGACGGACUCGUCUGCAGCCCUCUGCAGCCGAUGAGGAGCAGCCUGAGUCUGGGUGAAAAGCAGGAAGAUGCCGACAACCAGAAGAACUCGACCAGAGCCAGCCAGGCCGGACUCAACAGCAACGCCAUCCACAUCCCCGUUACCAUCACCGCACCACCUGGAGAGACCACCAUCAUACCCAUGAACAACAUCGACUGUGACAACUUCCAGCUCAGCGAGGAGAAGAAAGAUCUGGAAGAGGAGGAAGCUGCUAAUGGGCCUCGGCAGAUUCUUCCCUACAGCUCGAUGUUCGUCUUCGGGCAAACAAACCCGGUGCGUCGGCUGUGUCACUAUGUGGUCAACCUCCGCUACUUUGAAAUGUGCAUCCUGAUGGUCAUCACCAUGAGCAGCAUCGCCCUGGCAGCCGAGGACCCGGUGCAGGCCAACGCACCUCGAAACAACGUUCUCAAGUAUCUGGAUUAUGUCUUUACUGGAGUCUUCACGUUUGAGAUGGUGAUUAAGAUGAUUGAUCUGGGACUGCUGCUCCAUCCUGGCUCCUAUUUCCGCGACCUGUGGAACAUUCUGGACUUCAUUGUGGUCAGUGGAGCUCUGGUGGCCUUCGCCUGCUCGAGCCUUAUGGGAGGGACCAAAGGAAAAGACAUCAACACCAUCAAGUCUCUGAGGGUCCUCCGAGUCCUGCGGCCGCUCAAGACCAUCAAGAGGCUUCCCAAGCUGAAGGCCGUGUUUGACUGCGUUGUGAACUCUCUGAAGAACGUCCUCAACAUCCUCAUCGUCUACAUCCUCUUCAUGUUCAUCUUCGCCGUCAUUGCUGUGCAGCUGUUUAAGGGCAAAUUCUUCUACUGCACUGACGAAUCCAAAGGCCUGGAGAAAGAUUGCCGGGGUCAGUUUCUGGACUACGACAGGGACGACGUUGCCGCUCAGCCCAGAGAGUGGAAGAAAUACGAGUUUCACUACGAUAACGUUCUCUGGGCCUUUUUAACGCUCUUCACUGUUUCCACCGGAGAGGGCUGGCCAGUGGUCCUGAAACACUCUGUAGAUGCCACGUACGAAGAUCAGGGUCCCAGCCCGGGCUUCCGAAUGGAGACAUCCAUCUUUUACGUCGUCUACUUUGUGGUGUUUCCCUUCUUCUUUGUCAACAUAUUUGUGGCUUUGAUCAUCAUCACCUUCCAGGAGCAGGGAGACAAGGCCAUGUCGGAGUGUAGCCUGGAGAAGAACGAGAGGGCUUGUAUCGACUUUGCCAUCAACGCCAGGCCGCUGACGAGGUACAUGCCAGAGAACAAGCAGUCCUUCCAGUACAAGAUGUGGAAAUUCGUGGUGUCGCCUCCUUUCGAGUACGCCAUCAUGACUUUAAUCGCCCUCAACACGGUUGUGCUGAUGAUGAAGUUCUACGGAGCUCCAGACCUGUAUGAGGCCAUGCUGAAAUACUUAAACAUCGUCUUCACCAGCCUCUUCACUCUGGAGUGCAUCCUGAAGAUUAUUGCCUUCAACCCGCUGAACUACCUGAAGGAGCCCUGGAAUGUGUUUGACUUUGUGACUGUGAUCGGAAGCAUCACAGACAUUUUGGUCACGGAGAUAAAUGAUAAAAUGAUCAACCUGAGUUUCCUGCGGCUGUUCAGAGCGGCUCGACUCAUCAAACUGCUGCGACAAGGAUACACCAUCCGCAUCCUGCUGUGGACCUUCGUUCAGUCCUUCAAGGCGUUGCCGUAUGUCUGCCUGCUCAUCGCCAUGCUGUUCUUCAUCUACGCCAUCAUCGGAAUGCAGGUGUUUGGUAACAUCGAGCUGAACGAGGAAACCGCCAUCAACCACCACAACAACUUCCAGACUUUCUUCCAAGCCUUGACCCUCCUCUUCAGGAGCGCGACAGGAGAGGCGUGGCAUGAGAUCAUGCUGGCCUGUCUCAGUAACCGACCGUGUGAUAAACUCUCAGGAACUGCAGGGAAAGAAUGUGGCAGCGACUUUGCAUACUUCUACUUUGUCUCCUUCAUCUUCCUCUGCUCGUUUCUGAUGUUGAACCUCUUUGUCGCCGUCAUCAUGGAUAACUUUGAGUAUCUGACCAGAGACGCCUCCAUCCUCGGACCUCAUCACCUGGACGAGUUUAUCCGAGUGUGGGCUGAGUACGACCCGGCAGCCUGCGGCCGCAUGACUUACCGCAAUAUGUACGAGAUGCUCCGCGACAUGUCCCCUCCGCUAGGUUUGGGGAAGAAAUGUCCGCCCCGAGUCGCCUAUAAGCGGUUGGUCCGGAUGAACAUGCCCAUCGCGGAUGACAACACCGUGCAGUUCACCUCCACGCUGAUGGCGCUGAUUCGCACCGCCCUGGAGAUCAAACUGGCAUCUGGGGUUCUGGCUCAGCGGCUCUGUGAUGUUGACCUGAAGAGGGAGAUAAACCGGGUCUGGCCCAACUUGUCCCAGAAGACCGUGGACCUGCUGGUGACGCCUCAUAAAUAUAACGAGCUGACAGUGGGGAAAGUCUAUGCAGCUCUAAUGAUUUUCGACUACUAUAAGCAGAAUCGUGCCAAGAAACUGCAGCAGCAGAAUCCUUCAGGGGCACCUCAGAGUAAACUGGGAGCAUUGUUCCGUCCUGUGCUGCCCCUCCCUCACAUCCAGGAAGUAGAACCGCCGUUUCCAAGCCUCAAACAGCCAAUCACACCCCAACCGGAGCCAGAAAGGAAACCCGAGAUCCCACCAACCACCACCCUCACCAGCAGCACCAUGAGCCGGGACAUCAUACUGAACCAGAGGAGCGGCAUCAAGCACUCCCAGUCUGGAGACGUUUCUCAGGCCACUCAGAGGCCCAAAGGCCGGAAGAAGCUGCAGAGAGGCCAGUCGGAGGAUGUGCCAUAUUCCACGAGACCUCAGGAACAGGUUGAAAUGAAGCCGGUGGAGAACAUUUCCGACACUGAGGGAUAUCCGAGCCUGGAUGGCCACAGCAGAGCAGCAUCUCUGCCCCGACUCAAUGCUGAGUACUAUCGGAGCCACCCUCGCCACGCCCCUGGGACCCACCUGGCACCGAUUGUUGACCUCAGUCCUAUAAAACGCUCGGCGUCCUCACUGACGCCACAGCGCCACCAACAGGAGGUCGGGCUGAAUGAGUACGACCUGGAGCGGCCCGGUCAGGCCCAGUCCUCCUCGGGACCCGGACAGAUCCAGGAUCAGGACAGAACCCACCACCAUCACCACCACCACCGCUGCCAUCGACGCCGGGACAAAGACAAGAAGCAGAAGUCUCUGGAUCGAGCUGCAUCGGUGCAGCCGUCCAGCACUGUUGGUUCUUUUACCGACCCCUCGGCCGAAGGUUUGUCCAGAGAACGAGCGAGGGAGCGGGAUCGCAGCCGGCCUCACGAGAGGAGGCACCACUCCUCAGCAGGGGAGAAGCAGCGAUAUUAUUCCUGCGAGCGUUACGGCAGCAGGGAGCAGUGCCACGCCAAGUCAGCCGGUCCCAGUCGAUCCACAUCUCCGGGUGAAGGACAGGACUCUGGUUUCCUUAAACAGCAUGGUAGCAGUGUGGUCAAAGCUGGCCCCGUGACGCUCCCCUCUGGUUCAAGCACACCGGGCCGCAGUCGCCGGCAGCUUCCACAGACGCCCCUCACCCCUCGUCCUGCUGUGGCCUACAAGACCUCCAACUCCUCGCCUCUGCCGCCCAGCACCGGCGCCGCUACGUCAGGACACCAGACUCGCUUCAGCCGUGGCCUUUCAGAGCACGAUCGCUUAUUCGGGGCCCAAGAAGAGUCCCCGAUUCCAGUCACCCGCAUCGGUUCGGACCCUAAUUUAAACCGUCAGCAGCUGGACUCCUCUCAGCAGGUUCUGCUCGAAGAGACGGAGGACUUCCAGGACGCCAUGAGCAGCCAUGGAGGGGGACACUCUGCCAGAACUGGCGCCUCCACCACAACUUCGGUUUCGCACGGAACUGCCGCCGCGACUGUGACGGCGCCGGCCGUGCAGGGCCGAGCAGGGGGGGUGCCGAACGGGUACCACUUCACCCUCGGGGUCAACUCUGCAUCGGGGCCUGGGAACAGAGGGUGUCUCAGGGAGAGGGAGGAAGAUGACUGGUGCUAACAUGGCGGGAAACUUUGGAAAGAGUUUGCUGUUAGCUAGAAAGGAGCAGCGAGUAAGUGCUGCUCAGCGCUCGUGUCGAGUCCGUUGAGCCGCUGCAGUCGGAGGCCGGUCGGCUUGAAAACAUGCUGAGGGUACAAAGUCAGUGGGAAGUGCUGUAAAAGGGGGAUCAGAAAUCAUUCCAGCUUUGUAGUGUUACUCUCUUUUUAAUACAACAACCUCUUUAAGGAAUAUAAACUUUUUCUACCCCCUUUACUUGCACUGAAAUUAUAGCACAUGUCAAGACCCUUAAGUAUUUUUGCCUUGGCCAGUGAAUUCAGUGGAGCAGAAGACAAAAGCCAAAAUCUCCUCAUUCUUUGGGUGAAACUAUGAACUUUGUUUCACGCUGAUCAGAAUGCCUCAUUGAGUUUUUAUUACCGUAUGUCUCAUUUUGUUUCCGUUUCACCCUCCAAGUUAUCUUCCUCUCCUUUGAUUUUUUACUACGACAGGGUUAUCGUCGAAUUUUGACCCGAGCGGAUUAGAGAAACUUUUUUUUAUUCUGGUCUAAAAAUUCUGCCAUAUACCUACUGAACACAGAAAGUCAUCAGACGUGGGUCAGAAUUGCUCUAAAGCCGAGUUUUCACGAUCACGUUUUUGUAAAUUGUACCAGGUGUAAAUUUUUUGAGUGCACGUAGGGAAUAGGACAACUCUUUUUCUGACAUUAAGUGGCUAAAAUACCAAGUGCCUCGUUUUCCACGAUGUGUUAAGAUGCAGCCUGGCUUGGAGCUGAAUAUACAGGAUCUAAGUGUGUACUCAGCUGACAAGAUGUGGACAGAACAAACUGGUAGAAAGGACAGAAUGCAAAAAUAGUCUUUUUUUGUACUGAAUCUUGUGGUAGGUAAGUCAGAAUUAGAGAUCCAAAGUAAGCAAUGUAGUGCAUGCCAGGGUUGUCAAAAAAAAAAAAAAAAAAAUAGUGUCUGUACUUUUGCUUAAGGGUGUGUGGUUAAGCCUUUGCCUUUCUCUUUCAAAUAUACUGCCAGCCAGUUGGUAGAAAACAGUCUCUGGAUGGGGAAAAGUGCCAUUUUUUUGAUUAAUAAUCGACAAAAAAGUUCAGAAACACCUGCCUCGUCACGGUAUUUAUCUCAUCUCGGCCAUAUUUACCCAGAUUUCAAGGGUUUCCUUUUCUUCCCGUCUGUUUCCUCUGAGAGCAGUAUUGUGUGAGGGUUUGUAGGUGAGGUUACCUGUGUGCAGUUUCACGGGUACAAUAAGGAGUUGUGUUGUUGCUGCUGACUGUUGACUAAAAGUAGGGCUAUGCAACAAGACGACACUUCAUCUUGCCCUGUAGCUUUACCCUCUGGAAUCUCCAGGUUCAGGCUUUAGUGUGACUGCGACCAAAUUUUACAUUUUACGUGUGAAGAGCUGUAAAUUCUAAAUGUAUUAUACGAUGUACAGUUAACCGACAACACACGCUGAGGCACAAAUGGUGUGAAUCGCAGGGCAUUUUUGAGGUUGGCAAGUUGACUGCAUGACGCCUACUCAGAUAGAACCACCCAGAAUAUAAAACUGUGUUCUUUCCACAUUUGGGUCAAGUUGUAUUUUUAAAUAAUUUUAGUGGGUUUGAAACUUGCCGGGAGAACCACAUUUUUCACAUUAAUGUCUGUGCUCACCAAGCGUUUUUGUGUCACCAUUGGAGUUCUGGAGAGGAUUACAUCUAGAGAGAGACUUGAAGCUCUAAAUUUCAUCCGUUACCAACCAUUAUACAACACUUUUGCUACACUCUGACUCUUUACCUCGUUUCACAGGACUGGACGUAACUUGUUAAAGGAUAAGGCUGGCAAUAUUCUCUGUUUUUGUUUUAAACUGACUCCUGCACACUUAGGAGCCAAAGUUAACGAGUGUACCUUCGACGUUCGACGUCACAAAAACGUAGUGAAGAGAUGUCGUGUCUUCUGGUGGGUUUCCCAACAUGUGCAAGCAACCACUGUAGAUCUAGCACUGAAAUGUCACAAAUAAAUGUAUUCUUGCAGGUUAGACAGGGUCUAAAACCUUUGAUCCAUUUGUCCCUGCCUGGUGCACCUUUCUAAUGAAACUGGUUGUAGAUUUUAGUCUAAAGCUUGUUUGUUCUAAUGAUUUAAAUCUUUAUAUAAGUCUUUAAAAAAAAAAAAAAACUCAAAAAUUUGUGAAAAGAGCUGGUUGCUGGGGUUUUUCAGAAAUAUUCUCAGCUAAGAAAGCAGUAAAUCGUGCAUUUGUUGGUUUCUACCUGUAGAUUGAUGCACAUUUAAUGUGUUUUUAUGGCAGCAUGAAGACGUGCUUUCACCGAAAUGCACUUAUGUUCAGGAAGGAACUUGUCUCCUGUUCAUCAGUUCCUACUUAAGAUAAAAAAAAGUCUUUAAAACUAGUCUCAAAAACAUGUUUCUAUUGAUGCACAAUGGACGAUAUUUGCCUAUAUUGGAUUUUCCAAUAUUUUCCAGCUCAUUGUGGUAGAUUGCAGAAGACAGUACUGAUAUAUGUGCGUAUUUUUCCCACCAAAUCUAGAAGUCUCUCCUGUAGUGGACUUAACAUAUUGAGAGACCCACUCUUCCACAUAUUUUACAUGUAUUACAUAAAGUGUAAUGCUUUUCAAAAGUGCACAUUUACCAGACAAAAUAACUUCAACUUACAACUGACUUUGAUUUAUGCAACGUUUUCAAAUCGAACUGUGAACUUUAAGGCCAAUGCGGAUAUUUUAAAGCAUUUUAUGGGGCGACAACAAAGAUGAUACUGGUAUCAUUUCCUAAAAUGGCUGAAGAACUGUUGUUUUCCCAAACGCAACUCAAACAGGACGAAAUAGUGGAUUAUGCAGAACUGAUCUGGCUAAACGUGUAAUUCAUGGCAUUAAAAAUCAGUUAAUUGUGGAUUCAGUUCUUAUUUUUGUGUUUAAAAAAUACAAAAAAAUGAGAAAUUGCUGACCUUAUCCUUUGAGCUACAUAGAUAAAUGUGUUAAAAAGACAUUUCUUAAUAAAUAACUGUACAUCAGACUGUUACAAGUAAUGAUUAUGGUCCUGAUUGUCAGAGUUGGUUCACAAAACAUCUCAAAAUCCUUCAGAUUUAAUUGGAACAAGUUAAUAUUCUCAGAUAUUUAGCAUUUUUGUUUAAUUUUUACCAGUAGAAAUACAGACCUUGGUGCUCAUUUUAUCAUCCUGGCAAGUUUAUGAACACGUAAAUUAUUUGCAAAUACUUCUAUCCAAAUCUGAUUUUGUCCCACUAUACUAGUAGAUUUCAUUUUAUUCAUCUCUAAGUGUGCAAUCUAUUGAUGGAUCUAAGUGGAGACAGUUUAGACUUGAAGGGUCUAAAUGUUUGUGUGGUUGUUGUUUGUACCAACAGGUUGCCUGUUGUCUCAUUGUAAGUUGCCAUAUUGGAACAGAAGUUUAUGUUCAUCUAUGGUAGAUUUUAUAAAAAGAUAAAGAUCCUACAUUUCCUCCACUGAGCCCCACAUGAACCGGGUGCCAAGUUUUUCCUCUUUUCUAUGGCUGCCCUCCUCUGGACAUGUCCUGUUUGCAUGUUCUGAAAAAGAAACUGUGCAUGUGCGAAAAAACACAAAGAGAAAAAAAAACUAAUAAUAAUAGUGGUAUUGUUUGGCUUCAUUGAGUCCAUGAUUUGUACAAUUUGUAUUUUCUGAUUAAUCUCAACACACACAAAUGUAUUGGUUUCAGGUAAAAGAAAAAAUGAAAAUAAAAACAAGCUUGAAAAACAUUUUCUUCUCACAGAACCACCAAAGUGGAACCGAGGCUCUUUGUCAGAAAAGAGGUUCUGGAGUGGCUGAAUCCUUCGCUGCCUGAUCUGUUACUUGACUGUCUCCUGCAGUCAUUUCGACUGAACCUAUAGAUUUUGUAUGAAUAUAAGUCCUUGAAUAAAGAGGUAUGAUUAUGAAA